AUGGCAACCACGGCUGACAAGUCCGCCAUCGUCGAGGCAGCGACACCAGUAUCCCCUGUUCACAGCAGCCUCGACGAGAAACCUGUUGCUCGGAGACAACGACUGAGGAGAAUCAUAUGGGAUACCUUUGACUAUUCGGCCGAGGAACGAUGGUUCAUUUUCAAGAUUGACUUUUUUAUCCUAGGAUACGUCGUCUCCCAGAUCCCCUCCCAAAUGAUCUGCACCCGCGUCCGCCUCUCCCUCUGGUGCCCCUCCUGGGAACUCCUCUGGGUAAUCGUAACCUUUGCCUCGUCGGCCGUCAAAACACCUCACCAGCUCUACGCCUGCCGCUUCCUCGUCGGUCUCGCGGAGGGCACGUUCUACCCAGCCGUGCACACCGUGCUAGGCGGGUGGUAUACGAAACGCGAACUUGCAAAGCGCGCCUGCAUCUUCUUCGGUUCGGCGUUUGUCGGGAGUAUGUUUAGUGGCUAUCUGCAAGCAGCCCUGCACAGCGGGAUGAACGGCGUCGCGGGCCUCUCCGGCUGGCGCUGGCUCUUCAUCUUUGACGGGGUGAUUACCCUCCCCAUGGCUGUGUGGGGGUACCUUGCGCUCCCGGACCUGCCGAGCAACACGCGUGUGUUCUGGCUCAAGCCACAGGAAAAGGAAUUGGCACGGGAACGAAUGCGCAAGGCCGGGAAAGCGCUCGACGAGCCUAUUACGCUACAGGGUGUCAAGAGGGUUCUCUCCGGGUGGCACUUUUGGGUUUAUACGGCUUAUUAUACGUUCUUCAUCUGCUCCGAAAACAUCGGCGGCUACAUGAACCUGUGGCUCAAGAGUCUGGGCCGAUACUCGGUGACACAGAUCAACACGUAUCCGACGGUGACGAAUGCAGUGACGAUCCUGACGAGUUUGGUCUAUGGCUGGACGAGCGAUGCGAUCCAGCUGCGCAGCCCGAUUGUCUUCUUCAGUCUCACGGUUUGUUUUUUCGCAGCGAUGAAUCUCGCCAUCUGGGAUGGGGUCCCGUUUGGGCUCAAGUGGGCGAGUUAUUAUCUUACUGGGUUCGCGCAGGGGUCUGGGCCUGUUUUCCUGACAAUGGUCAACGAGGUGUGUGCAGGCGACAGUCUUGAGCGAAAGAUUAUCCUCGGUUCCACGAAUUCGAUUGCAUACGCAUUCAAUGCCUGGAUCCCUCUGAUCUCCUACAACACAAACUAUGCCCCUCGGUUCCUUGUGGGAAACUCCGUCACGGUGGGGUUGAUCGUUUGUGCGGCGUCGACGCUGAUGGGGGCUGUGUGGCUUGAGCGGCGAGAUAAGAGGGAAAGGGUAAUCAGGCAUGAUGAAGAAGAAGACUCUAGUCAGCGAGGGCACCUGCACAUAGUGUGA
This is a messenger RNA of Aspergillus calidoustus, 1359 nucleotides long. NCBI's taxonomy places the organism in Eukaryota, Fungi, Ascomycota, Eurotiomycetes, Eurotiales, Aspergillaceae. The record is from the annotation of a GenBank genome assembly.